CUUGGCACUGGCACACAUUCUCUGCAUGGUGUGGGAAUAAGCUCACCUUUUGGGGCCCAGAAAUGGCAAAAUCUAAAGAAAACCUGUUUAUGAGAUGCAAGAACCACGUUCAUGGAUUGCUGUUUGAUCCUAGUUUCUUGUGGAUGACGGCAGCGAUGCUCUGGCUGGCCGAAAUUGUUGUGAAUGUUCUUGUAAUUCAGAAAGUCAAGUAUACAGAGAUUGACUGGGAGGCAUACAUGGACGAAGUAGAAGGAGUAAUUAAUGGAACUUAUGACUACAUGAAAUUGAAGGGAGACACUGGACCACUUGUAUAUCCUGCAGGGUUUGUUUACAUCUUCUUGGGGAUGUAUUACAUCACUGACAAAGGCACAAACAUCCGAUUGGCACAGUAUAUUUUUGCUGGUCUCUACUUGGCAACUUUGCUGCUAGUCUUUAGAAUAUACAGCAGAACAAAAAAGGUUCCACCCUACGUCUUAUUUUUUAUGUGUUGUGCUUCCUACCGUAUUCAUUCCAUCUACAUUUUGAGGAUGUUCAACGAUCCUGUUGCCAUGUUCUUCCUUUACCUCUCAAUCAACCUCUUCCUAGAUGGAAGAUGGAAUUGGGGAUGCUUUUGGUUCAGUGUCGGUGUGUCGGUCAAGAUGAAUAUCCUUCUCUUCUCUCCAGCUCUUCUUCUCCUUCUGUUGACAGAGUUUGGCUUCUGGGCAACCAUCCCAAGACUCUUCAUAUGUGCAUUCUUACAGUUCGUUGUGGCAAUUCCUUUCCUUCGUGAGAAUCCAGCAGGCUACAUCAUCCGUUCCUUUGACCUGGGUCGUCAGUUCUUCUUCAAGUGGACGGUCAACUGGAGAUUUUUAUCCGAGGAGUUUUUCCUGAAUCGUUACUUCCAGAUCUCACUCCUGGCUAUGCAUGUGGUGCUUUUAGCAUUAUUUGUCAUACAUAGGUGGAACAGGAGGCGAGGUGGAAUCCUUGCUCUUUUGCCAAAGCCACGGAAGGAGGAACGAUUUGUUAUGGGAGAUAACUAUAUUGUUAGUACCCUCUUUGCUGCCAAUUUCAUUGGUGUGGCCUUAAGUCGAUCUCUGCAUUACCAGUUUUAUGUCUGGUAUUUCCACACAUUACCCUAUCUACUGUGGACCACCAAUUUACCCUCUGUCAUCCGCAUUUUAAUUCUCGGCAUCAUUGAGUUGUGUUGGAAUACCUACCCUUCCACCUUGCUAAGUUCUGCCGCUCUCCACAUCUGCCAUGUGGUUAUCCUCUUUGCUUUGUGGCUAAAACGACCAAUCACCAAAGAGGAUUUAGUUCAGGAGAGUUGGAAAUCAAAAUGACCCCCGAACUGCCAGGUACUGUGUAGUAUCUCUACUGGUGCUAUUUUAAGAGAAAUAUACUGAUGUAAUACUUUGAAUAUUAAUGGUGCAACUCUGUAGAGCAAGGCGUAAUUUCUAAGUCACGCUUCAUAAGAAUGUAUCUCAUUUUCUCACAUAAACAGAAAAAAAGCGCAAGCAAAUGUUUUGUGUUUUCUAAGAAAGUAACUUAAAUUGUGCAGUCUGUACUGAAGCUCUCUGUUGUCUGACCUGGUGGUUGACGUUUGAGUUUCAGACAUUUUGUGUCUGUAAAAAAGACACAGCUCUCAUUUUAUAUUUGUCAUAGCGCCCUCUCGACAUGAUUAUGAUCACUUCAGCUUUAGCAAGAUUUUGCUGGUUUGGAGAUAUUUUAUCUGCAUCUUUAUUGCUCCUGCAUUACUUAAGUCAUCACCUGAUGUGUCUUCAAAACGGAGGCAGGAUUGACGAUUCCUGAUAGAGUUAAACUCCUUCGAUCUCAGGGAGGAUACUGUCCGUUAGACCUUUCAUGACAGUCUGUGUUCCUUUAAACUUUUGUCUUGCUGUUCAUAAAGAUUCCCACUAAGUACUAGACUUGUCUCUACAAAGCUCAGUAUUGAUAUGUACAUGUAUUUGGCAUUGAAGUUAACUGACUCACUGGUAGAUCAAUUGCUUGAUGGAUCCUCACCAUAGUUUGAUUGAUUGGCUGUUGACUGGUUUCUUGGUUGGUUGGCUCAUUGAAUUAUUAGUUGCUUGUUCAACUGAUUGAUUGGUUAAUUGAUUGGUUGAUUCAUUGACUUGAAUCAUGGGUUGACUGAUUUUUUAUGAUUGGUUAACUGAGUGGUUGGUUGAUAGGUUAAUCAACUGAUUUUUUUGCCAUUUCUAAGACUUAACACACAUCAACAAGCAUUUUCUUAAAAAUAUGCUUCAAAUUAAUAUUACAACAUUAUUGACAAAAGAAAUGGUCUGCGAAGACAGUUUCUUCAAUUAUUGAAUUAUUGGUUGAUUGGUUAACCAAUUGAUUGGUUAAUUGAUUGCUUGAUUGAUAAACUGAUUGCACAGUUUUCAGACAGUUACCGACAUUACCAACAGUUUGUGUACAAACACUUCCUUACAAGUGAAAACCAAUUAAACAUAAAUCCAUUUAUAUAGAAAAUGGCCUGCAAAGUUGAAAACAAUUAGAAGGUACACAUAACAGUAACCGAGGAGAUCAUCGACACCAAAACAACCAAUAAAAUUACAACAAUUAAUUCUAUAACACAAAGACAUGCAGGACAAGAAGAAAGAUAGUUUGAACAUUUUUAAAACCAGUUAAUACAUUGCUUAAAACAAGUCUCUUCAAAGAUCAAACUGCUCAAUAACCAUUUAUACAAUGUUCCUAUUAUUCUUAAUAUAUGUAGAUUGAUCUCCACUGUUUUAUGAGAAUGAUUUGAAUGAUGUUCAAGUCUUGUCAUGUCUUACCCAGAUCCUUAAGAUCGUCCUUUGCCAUCUGUGAACGAGAUGGUCGAGUUUAACUCGUUGACAUCAAUUUGGGGCGUUAACAUGUCCAAAAGUCCUCUUCGCCAUGUUCGCCUAUUUCCUGCGGUACACCUGACGUACUGAAAAAUCCAGAGUAAUUGAAUGAGUCUGUCGUGUGGAAGAAAUUCCUUUAUUUUGUCUGCAUUAAUGUACAUGUUUAACUGGAGACUAACAGUGCCUUCUACUGACGAACUGUCAAAGUGACAUCAUGUUUUCUGUAGGUCUUUGUGGUGUUUGAGGUCCUCUUAGGAAAUAUGCUUGUAGCUUACCUUCUGUAACCUUCCUUCAAUGAUAUUGUUCAUGCUUCAGUGACCCUAUAAAAUAUUUUUCUGUCUUCAUGUCCUUCGUGUCUUGUCAAGACAGGUGUACUUGCUUCAUUACACAUGGAGCAGUUGUUUAAAAUGACAUUAGAAUGACUCUCCCUGUGCUUAUUCCAGCACAUUUGUUCACGAUUUGUGUUUUUGAAGCUUCAGAGCUUGUCUCAUCUGUCUGCAUUUCCUCGCUGCAUUUUUCUGCCUUGCAUGUAAGGUGUCAUUAAAUGAUGAUUGGAGUCACCUGAUAUGAAAUUGACUAAAGAAACAAGUGAGCAGUUGCUACAGCAAAUUACUCACCUAUCUUUGUUUAAUGAUAGGUUGCCCCAGUGGAAUGGCCCGUUGCAUUUUCAAACUAUUCCGGUUCUUUUCAUUCAAAUAGGAAAACAAUUUACCAGCGAUGCUACAAGUGACAUGGUAUCAUCUUGGAUUUAUUGUCACAUACUGUAUCGCAAAAUACACAUUAAUGAAAACAAAACCUUUCGCCAAGUAAGCCAAGACGCCUGUUUAAAUUAGCAUACAAAAUAAAUUGUGAUAGAGUUUAUCGUGUAUAUGCUCAUCUUCAAAAAAUAAACGUAUUUGCAAAAAAAUGUGCUCAUUUAAAGUUAUAUACUGAAGAACUCUUUCAUCGUGUAGAAGUGAAACAUCAUACAUGUACAUGGAUAACACGAUCUGCUUCUUUAUUGAAAUUGGAAGGAAAAACGACUGUAACGCUAGAUGUUUGUAUAACAAAUUGAAUCAAUUAGCAGGCAACAGUUGUAGGCCUUAUGACCGUAAUAUGACGAUUUAAGAAAUAGGCAUUUUAUUUGUUACAGUUACGAUGGUAAUUGCACGAUUAAUUCAAACAGAACCAAGCAACAAUGCACAGUUGAAUAGUGUUUCUGAGCCAUCUUGCAGCUCCAUAAGAAUGCUAUGUUGUGUUUACAGUAAUAAACAUUUAUGCUAUCGUAAUUCAACUCUCUGUUCUCUUGAACGCCAAAUGUUUUAGUAACUAGUCAUGCAGGAUUAUUCUGAGGGCUUUUCUUAACAAUUACAAGCAUAUCUUUGUUUCUUGGUAUUUCUUCGACAUCUGUAAAACCAUUUAUACGUUGUACCCUUUUAUCAUAAAGCAUAGAUAUUUAGAAAAGCUACCGGUAAAUCUCAAACAGAAAUGAAAAAUAGUUUAUUUCUCCCCCAAGGUUGAAUUUUAGUUGCACUGUGGAAGGCAGUAUCGAUAUAACUGGUAUUUUCUUCAGGUCCACCUCACAAACAUCUUUUUUACUUAGUCGUAAAAGGCCAGAAAAUUCCUUACACGGUACAAGUUAAGUUACUGAUAUUUUGCCUGCCACCCAAAUUUACCAUUAGAGGGCGCUGUUCUUUUUGUUUUUAUUGGUUGGUUUUUUUUUAAAAUCAUAUCAUUGCAAUUAGUUGAGUCGUUUGCAAGAGGUAAAAGUGAUACCUUCAUUUCCCGGCUUAGAUUUCCCACAUGUGGUUGUCUCUUAACUUUCUUUUCAUAUUGCAUUGAGAAAUCACACUGAAGAACCGUACUGAGCUUCUGCCUGCCUGUCUGAUUUAAGUCAAAUUAGGGCGUUUCUCAUGUGAACGUUAAUUGUUCAAUAAAAGAAAGAAAAGUAACAAAUGUAUUUCAUACAAA
This is a messenger RNA of Acanthaster planci (crown-of-thorns starfish), 4772 nucleotides long. RefSeq names its product ALG3 alpha-1,3- mannosyltransferase (gene alg3). NCBI's taxonomy places the organism in Eukaryota, Metazoa, Echinodermata, Asteroidea, Valvatida, Acanthasteridae. Gene Ontology annotation, cellular component: endoplasmic reticulum. Gene Ontology annotation, molecular function: dol-P-Man:Man(5)GlcNAc(2)-PP-Dol alpha-1,3-mannosyltransferase activity. The record is from RefSeq and is a predicted model, not a curated record.